AUGUCCUGCUACGACCUGUGCUCCACCAACCUCGCUGGCAUCAGCUGCCCCCAGCCCCUGGCUGACAGCUGCAACCAGCCCUGUGUGAGGCAGUGCCCUGACUCCAGCGCCCUCAUCCAGCCCCCUCCAGUCGUGGUCACCUUCCCUGGCCCCAUCCUCAGCUCCUUCCCUCAGAGUUCUCUCGUGGGAUCCUCUGGAACUCCGGGCUUUGGGGGCUCCUCCCUGGGCUAUGGGGGACUGUAUGGAUAUGGAGGCUCCUCCCUGGGCUAUGGGGGCUCCUCCCUGGGCUAUGGGGGACUGUCCUUUGGUUCUGGCUCCUGCAGCCCUUCCUCCUCCCGCUUCAGCAGGCUCCGCCGUGGGAGCUGGGGGCCCUGCUAG
This is a messenger RNA of Indicator indicator, 378 nucleotides long. Its product is annotated as scale keratin-like. Gene Ontology annotation, molecular function: structural constituent of cytoskeleton. Gene Ontology annotation, cellular component: intermediate filament. The record is from RefSeq and is a predicted model, not a curated record. NCBI's taxonomy places the organism in Eukaryota, Metazoa, Chordata, Aves, Piciformes, Indicatoridae. Bases 1 to 378 code for a protein of 125 amino acids. The transcript is spliced from 3 exons.